AUGAGUUUGUAUACCCCUGGCGAUAAUCAGGGGUCGUUUAUCAUCGACGCGGAUAUCUCGUAUAUCUACGGAGAGCCACUGCAGCAAACAGGAGGAGGACAUAGCUCUCAAAGUCUCGAGGUGGAGAUCCUCGUUGACGAGGUGCAAUUGAAAUUGCAACACACCGUCAAGGUGAACUCAACGUCGAACGAGUUGGAUUUCCCUCUGCAUAGCCUUGCUCCGCGCUCUCAGCCCUACAGCGUAACCCUCAAAGCUACGCGCUCGACCGGUGGCCGUGUAUACACCGCGACCACGCAGGUGUAUCGUCUCCCAGAGCGCACUGAUGGAGGUAGCGUCACAAAGGUUGACAGCCUCUACGGCGGACUACUCGUUCAGAACAAGACCUCGAGCUCUUCUAAAUGGAGUUCCCUCCUCCCAUAUUCCUUCUACGUGAGCUGGGAUGGCUGGCUGGAGAAAUCACUCAGCAAUGUCCAAAAGUUCAAAGACCAGGGGUACAACAUCAUCCACAUUGUUCCGAAUGCUGGACUCGCCAACCAAGCCUUCAAUUUCACCGAACUAAACCUGUUCCUGGAUAAAUGUGACGAGAUCGGACUGUGGGUAAUGUACGAUAUGCGCUGGACAUAUAAGAACCUGACCUCCGUACGCGAGCAGGUCAACAUGCUCAAGACACGGAAGAGUAUGCUCCUCUGGUACACCGGCGACGAACCCGAUGGCCAAGGUGACCCAUUGAACGCAACGAAAAUCACAUACGACCUCAUCAAAUCGUUAGAUCCGUGGCACCCGGUCUCAUUGUGUCUAAACUGCUACAAUUUCUACUACGAAGAAUACUCCUCCGGUGCUGACAUCAUCCUGUCAGACGUAUACCCGAUCGCGGUCAACACCAGUUGGUCCGUCGUCUACGACACAGCCUGCAACACCACCUACGGCUGCUGCGGCUGCGACGACUGCGAAGGAACACUAGACGAUAUCUCCGUCCGACUGGACCGUUUCACCGAGUACCAGUCCUGGAUCGGAUCCGCUCCCAAACCCCUCUGGGGCGUGCCGAUGGCCUUUGGCAAUGAGUCGUUCUGGACGCGGUAUCCCACCGCGGACGAGGAGGUGAGCAUGACCAUGCUCAGUGUGAAUCAUAAUGCCAAGGGCAUUGUGAUGUGGGAUUAUCCGACGAGUGUGGAACUUGCCCAGGUGACUAGUGAACUGAGUCGGGUUCUUGCUGAUGAGGAGGUUGCCGGGUUCUUGUUGGGUGCGCCGACGGUUGCGUUGCGGGCGAUAGGUCAGCAGAAUAUGGAUGUUGCUGGGUGGAGGGUUGGUGCGAGGAUGCUAGUUAGUAUUUUGGCUUUGCAGACGCCUGCGUGGGAUUCAAGUGUGACGAUUGCGUUGCCGGAGGGUGCUCGGGGUGUUAGUAAGGUGCUUUGGGGAUCGGGGGAGUGGAGGGUUGUUGGAGGGCAACUGGUGAAGAAAGGUGGACGUGGAUUGGAGACGGAUUUGGUGAUUGUUGAGUUUGAGGGUGGGCAUUAA
Molecule: messenger RNA, 1515 nt
Organism: Penicillium daleae
Lineage: Eukaryota; Fungi; Ascomycota; Eurotiomycetes; Eurotiales; Aspergillaceae
Exons: 1
Coding region: 1-1515 (504 amino acids)
Source: RefSeq, a predicted model, not a curated record